Exophiala oligosperma is the source of this 1059-nucleotide messenger RNA. RefSeq lists its product as uncharacterized. Bases 16 to 837 code for a protein of 273 amino acids. NCBI's taxonomy places the organism in Eukaryota, Fungi, Ascomycota, Eurotiomycetes, Chaetothyriales, Herpotrichiellaceae. The transcript is spliced from 2 exons. The record is from RefSeq and is a predicted model, not a curated record.
CGGAGAGAAUGCUUCAUGCUGACGCUGAAGGUCCCAGUCAACAUGAAAUAUACUCUCGAGUACUGCAUGUUCCAGGGCAACGGUAGCACACCGAAUCUGCCUCAAUGUCAAUCCGACUGCGCUGGACUUUACCCGGUGCUCGCGAGUUCGUGGUUCACUCCAACACCGGCAGAGCAAUAUGACUAUUGCUCCAUCAACAAUACUGCUUUUCCAACCUACGUGGACGAAUGCGCCUCUUGUUUGCAAGCACGUUCUGGUUCAGUGAUUCUUGGCAAUUACCUGAAUGCGAUGAAGGCCGGCUGUGACACCAAGCCCAACGCAACAUUGGGCCAGACGAUUUCUCUCCAACGAGACCUCUUCGACACGGCGGCGGGAACUCUACCUCCGACGAUAUCCGCGGGGAUCGCAUCGAUAUCGAGCUCACCCUCGUCCAGCGCCACGGGUGCAUCUGGGAGCAGCGGCUCCGCGUCAGGGAACGGCGCGGACCCCACGAGCGGCGGCACCACACCAGCAUCGCCGUCCCCGUCGAGCAGCUCCUCAACAGGCCUCAGUGGUGGUGCCGCCGCCGGCAUUGGUGUCGGCUGUGGCUUGGCCGCGAUAGCGUCGGUCGGGGCGCUGGGAGUGUUCGUCAUCCGUCGACGCCGGUCCCGCCGUGCCAUGGCGGCGUCAUCCGAUUUCGUUGACCCCAAACGAUCGUACAUGGCGAGCCCAUAUCAUCAGCAGCAGCACAUGCCGGAUGGUCAGUAUAUUCAGCAGAUCGGGGGUUCCGAGGUGCACGAGAUCGACUCAGGCCAACAAGUGGAGACGGGCGCGACGUCCAGGACAGAGCUGGAAUAGUUUCGUCCACUUUGUGAAAAGUGAGAUGACCUUGGCGACUGACGACCAUGUUUACACGUGUUCAGACAGUUCUUUUCAGCGUGUUGGGCGUUCUGUCCUGGUAUGGGACCGGAAUAAGACAAUGGUUCGGAUGGAAAGCAAGGGAUGGUAUAUAUUUGGAAGCGUUUUGCUUUUUGGGAAAAGAAAAAAGGCGAUCCGGUCCCCAGUUAUAGUAUAAACGAG